UUCUCUCCCCCAAUCUUUCCAAUCCGGUGUAAACAAAGCAAUAGAAAAAAGAAAGGGAAAGAGAGAUUCUGAAAUGACUUUCUAAGAACUGUAUGAAUGUAAGCAUACGAAGUUGCCCCGAAUUUCUCUUCCCACAGUCUUCCUUUCUGUCCUAUAUACCUGUGUACUCCGACUGGAAGAGAGGAAAACCAAAACCCAAAUUCCACUUCCCUCUAUGCAACAUGGCAUAUGGAAGCAACGGCAAGCGUGGCUCAACGAACAGCAAUAACUCUACCCAAAUCGACAACCAGAGAGGUAAUAACCAUCACAUCGUGAGUGUCUCCACCCCUUCUGUUACCACCACCACCUCCUUUUCCCUCCCUAACAAUCCACACCCCACUCCAAAUCACAUCCCCCAAUUCUCUGCAACAGCUCAGUCCUUCAACAACUCCGAAGAUGGGUCACAAGAUUUUAGCCGGGCCAAGAUCAAGAGCCCUGUAACUGGAAAUUCCUUCAACAACCUCGGAUCAGGCUCCCAAACUUUCAGAGAUGCAGAGAUUCGUUGUGCCAAGGAAUCUAGCAAACAGAGUAGAUCUAUUUUCUCCUUGAAACAAGACCGUGUGCCCCACGGCGGAACUCUCCACUCCUUCAAUAAUAACGGUAAGGGAUCCCAGUGUUUCGACGGUUUCAAGCUCAACUGACCACUUGUGAGUUUCCAAUGUAUCCAUUUAAAGUUUCAGACUUUUAAUUCAAAACUUCUAUUGCAGCAGUCGGAAAAGAUAGACUCCGAUACUAAUUUUAUUUGCAUAUUGGUUAAAGAUAGAACCAGUAAAAGGGAUAACUUUUA
This is a messenger RNA of Vigna angularis (adzuki bean), 826 nucleotides long. RefSeq lists its product as uncharacterized. The record is from RefSeq and is a predicted model, not a curated record. Lineage: Eukaryota; Viridiplantae; Streptophyta; Magnoliopsida; Fabales; Fabaceae. The transcript has a single exon. Bases 93 to 680 code for a protein of 195 amino acids.